Messenger RNA from Oikopleura dioica, 921 nucleotides. NCBI's taxonomy places the organism in Eukaryota, Metazoa, Chordata, Appendicularia, Copelata, Oikopleuridae. The record is from the annotation of a GenBank genome assembly.
AUGGACUUCAGAGAAAAAGUAAAAAACGUCAUCAAUAAGUCGCGACUCAUAAAAGCAUUUUCCACGAGACUGAAGACACAAGAGGAAACACGAAAACAUCCGCUCACUCGCUCACAAUCCGCACGUCUGAGCUCGGAAAGGCUUCCACGAAGACAUCGUCCAGGUUUAAACCUGCCAAGCACUGAAUCUAACGACUUUCAAAGAGCAGUCACUGCUAUCCACUUAGGAUCCGUUGUCCAGCUCAGACGCGUUUUGCAGUAUAACGAACUCUCCGAUAAAACCCAUCGCUUCGCUAUAAAUGGUUAUGACGAACUCGGGAGAACAUUGGCCAUUCAUUUUGCCCAGAAAUGUCCACGGAAAAAUGCACUGCAAAUGAUAGAAGUGCUCUCGGAAUUCAGCGUCGACUUUGACUUGGGCACGAAGUCGGAAGGAGUCACGCCGCUCAUGCUCGCUGCACAGCGCUUCGACCUCGACGUCUUUAUUCCUGCAAUUUUGGCAGCAGGAGCCGAUCCAACUAUCUGCGACUACAACGGAGAGACAGUUCUGCAUUGGUUAGAAGCCGGGGGAAUCGAAGACGAGCAGGAACAGUUCGAGAAAAAGAGGAGUUCAAUUCGUCGAGUGCUAAUAAAUUCCGGCGCAAAACCGACGACAAAAAAUUCCAAAGGCAUCACUUCUGGAGAUAUAAGAGCCAAAUGGCCUAAGCGUCCAGUUCUCUACGACUUCAGCUGUGACGAACAAAGUGAUGAAGAGGACUACAUCGGCACACUCAAACGGAGGAAGAAUCAUUCUGAAACAGGGUCAACGGGUGUUCCCGGUCCAUCCCUGCUCGGCCAACAAAGCGAGCAACAAUUCCACGGAGUAAUAUAUGACGAGCUCGAUUAUUACAUGACGCGGUUACAAGAAGAAAUCGGCCUUUUUUGA